Molecule: messenger RNA, 438 nt
Organism: Morus notabilis
Lineage: Eukaryota; Viridiplantae; Streptophyta; Magnoliopsida; Rosales; Moraceae
Product: EPIDERMAL PATTERNING FACTOR-like protein 6
Exons: 2
Coding region: 53-400 (115 amino acids)
Biological process (GO): stomatal complex development; guard cell differentiation
Source: RefSeq, a predicted model, not a curated record
UUUUCGUCUGACUGCACUUGUGAUCAUUUUUGCCCUAUUAGUCCCUGCUGCUAUGUCUACUAGGAACAUAGCAGGUCGUCACUCGGCAAAGCGUAGGAUGAUAAUAAGUGGGAGUAGUACCGGCAAAGUGGCUAAUAAUAACAAAGUAGUGCAAGAGAAGUUGUACUGGGAUCAUAGAGAGAGAAGGCAAAUAAUGAAGAGAACUAGGGCGGCUGGUCAGGAUCACAGUACAGUUCAGGUUGCAGGGUCGAGAUUGCCCGAUUGUUCGCAUGCUUGUGGGUCAUGCUCGCCAUGUAGACUAGUGAUGGUGAGCUUCGUUUGUGCUUCUGUGGCCGAGGCUGAGACUUGUCCUAUGGCCUACAAGUGCAUGUGCAGAAACAAGUCAUACCCAGUUCCUUAGCUAGCUAAUUCAUUAUAUUUCAUACUUUCAAAAAAAAA